CGGAGCUGAGCAGAAGCGUGAUCCGCACGUCGUCCGCGGUCGUUUGGAACGGAUCUGCAACAUUUUGCCGCUGCAGCCCUUUUGUGGACCUCUAUUAUGAGAACUUUCACAUCAGCUCUUUUGAUUUAUUUCAUUCUCAUGUUUGAUCAUUUUCUUCAUUUUGACCAUCACCAUUGUUUCGUCCUUUUCGUUUUUUCUGCUGCUAUUAGCCACAAAUUGUUGCUUAUCACCACCAGCGUCAUCUGAAAGGGGGAAUAUCAUUGCAUUCCACAACUAGGCUUCGCUCCCGUUUACUCUGCCGUUGCCGCUGCUUUGGAUUUGAUGCGAAUUGCUGGACUCAGACAAAGGGGAUUUAUUUUUUUUUUAAUUCUACAAACAACACUUGUUCGCUCUGAGGAAUGUAUAGCGACGGCUUUCAGUACGCGCUCUGAGCAGAGGAGAAUAUACGCAGCGCCAGUGAAUAAACUAUGCGUCUUGGCUUUGUGACGCUGGUCUUUCUCCUGACGAUGCUGUAGACCGCGUCGGGGUCUGUGACCAGCGUGCGUCUCCACUGGAUCGGGAUACAAAGUCGAAGAAACGACUUUUUUUUUCCAUUCGGGAGAGCUUGUCGUUUGAAUAGAUUUUUGGGACAGGUGUAUUUAUUUUGACAAAAAUCGUGCAACCACCCGGAGACUCUCCAACCAGUCAAAACAUGGGGGACUCGAUGUGGAGAUAUUAUUUUGGAGUUCUGGUUCUUGUCUUCAAAGUACACUUGUGUCGGGCGCUCAUUUUGGAGUCUAUUUAUUGGAACACAACAAAUACCAAAUUUGUGCCAGGACAAGGUGUGGUACUCUACCCUCAGAUCGGUGAUAAAUUGGACAUUGUGUGCCCCCGAGUGGAUGGUGGGGUGGGUGAGGGAGUGGAGUAUUAUAAAGUGUAUAUGGUGCCCAGGGAGCAGCUGGAGAGCUGCACCAUUACCAAGGCUGACACGCCACUCCUUAACUGUGUCAAGCCUGACCAGGACGUAAAGUUCACCCUCAAGUUUCAGGAGUUCAGCCCCAACCUUUGGGGCUUGGAGUUCUUCAGGGGAAAAGACUAUUACAUCAUCUCUACUUCAAAUGGCACAAUGGAGGGAAUCGACAACCAGGACGGGGGAGUAUGUAAGACCAAGUCCAUGAAGAUGAUCAUGAAAGUGGGACAAAAUCCUGCUGACCCGAUUUCACCCAAAGACAAACCCACCAGGGUUCCCUACUCUCCGAAGCACCCAGACAGCAAGGACACCCACAAAAAUAAUGAAGUGCUGGAGAAGCCAGGCGCAGCAUCCAGAGAAAGUGAUGCAAACAACACGGGCGGGAAGUCGUCCAAUAUCAUCGGUUCUGGGGUGGCCAUCUUUGUCAGCAUCGCCUCAGGCAGCGUCAUCUUUAUCAUCAUCAUAAUCAUGCUGGUGCUGCUGCUGCUCAAGUACCGGCGGCGUCACCGCAAGCACUCGCCACAGCAUGCGGCCACGUUGUCUCUGAGCACUCUGGCCACGCCGAAGCGAAGCGGCAGUGGCGGAAACAAUAAUGGCUCGGAGCCCAGCGACAUCAUCAUCCCGCUCAGGACUGCUGACAGCGUCUUUUGCCCCCACUACGAAAAAGUCAGUGGCGAUUACGGCCACCCGGUCUACAUCGUCCAAGAGAUGCCACCGCAGAGCCCUGCCAACAUCUAUUACAAAGUCUGAAGGAGAACGUUUCAAAACAUGAGACAUACUGGAUCGCUCCCAGGGUAGAGAGUGGCAGGUUCAUGGUUUCAGCGAGCACAGCCUCCAUGCCUGCAAACAAACUCCCUGACCCUUUUUCUCUCAUUCUGCCAAGUCCUCUCCUCUGAUACUUUGUCGGUAGUAUUUUCGUUGUCGACGUUAGAUUAUACCUACUUCCUCUGGUAUGUUCACAGCGAGUUUGACUGCGAUUGGCAGAGGCCUGAGAAAUUGCUGCUGCUGCUGCUACUCUCUUUGACUUUGGGGAAGAGGAGGAAGAACUUAGAAUAUCUUUGCCCACUCUUUUUUUUCCCUUUUCUGGUUUGUGCACAAGUGGCUCGCAUGUUUGGGAGCUUGAUAUGUGAGGUCGGAAAGGUUCGAGAGAUCGCAAGUGUUAUUUUUCUUUUGCUGUGAUGGUAAGGGCGAACGGCUAUACGGAAGUGAAAAAUUCCUUGUCCCUUGACCUCAUCAUAGUGAUUGCCGUUUGGAAAAAUAUGAAAUGAGCUGGGAAUCGGCAAAGAUUUGAGGCCGGAGGAAAGGUAAUGGAGGGGAUGUAGGCUGACCAUGAACUGAUAAAGUGACUGCCCUCUCUUUGACUAUUUGGAUUCCCCAGGCGAACAAGGAAAAGGGGGAUAGAUUUUUGCACCCAUGCUCUCUGGGACUUUCUUGACUGACUCGCAGAUACCGCCCAAGCACUCUGCCAGCCACACAUACACCCACCCACCCACUACUACGCACAUGCGUCAAUACCAACAGUUUUUUGUUGUUGUUGUUAUUGUUGUUCUUUUUUUAAUCCUCAUUCCAUCUGUCGUCCUACCUUUCUUGUUACUUGAAGGUUGUAUCCAGUAUGUAUCCUGUGUCAAAAUACGUUGGAAUUGAUCACGUGUGGCUUUCAGAUCCUUGUGUAGCUGUGUGCACAUCGGGGUUUAAUUCAUCAUCCACACAUACAUCAUUUUGUAUGUAACAUUCAAACACAAGUAAAGUAGCAAGUGUGUUCAAGAUGGAUGGGAAUGAGGACGGUUGUGUGACAGGUCAGUUCAAAAGACAUGCCCGAAGCGUGGAGGGCAUUCGAAAUAAAGAGCAGCACUUUUAACCCUGUUUUGGUACCUGCACUCUUCAUAGCAGUCCAGAGAUAGAUCAUGACCAGAGGAGAUUGGAGAGAAGCUGUAUCCUGGCAUUUGUGAUUAGUAACGACUUCACCUCAGCUCCCCGCAACCUGAGCUUUAAACGGGAAAUUGUUUAGGGCAAUAAGAAAUCCAAUUUGCCUUAGUGUCGUAUUUUUUUUACAUCAGUGAAGAGUAGUCAAGAUACAACAGAGGUUAGCAUAGCUGCGUGGAACAGCCCUUGGUACUGUAACGUUUACCCUAAACAUCUGAGGACAAGGGCAUCUUGAGCCCAAAGAAGUAUGGCCAGUGCUCACAUUUUUUUAAAGCAGGGACACACUCAUCCAUUGCCGCUCUUUUUUUCCACCCCAUCAUCGUUUCUAUGUCUUGCCGCUUUAAAACGAUGUUUUACGAAGUAUACCUUAUAAAAACUCAAAUGAAAAAAAAUAUAAAUAUGAGAUUUUAUUUAUGAUAGACAGAGCACAGGCAGGUGUUGGCAUGGCAAGAGGUGAUAAUAUAUUGUGGUAUACGUGCACAUUAUGCAACCUAGAUAUUUUAUUAAUUGAUAUGCUUCAAGUCCUGCAAUUUCAUGAGAUCUCCAGGCGAAGCAGGGCCAGGUGAGGGAAUUCGGACCCUUGGCUCUCAUAGAGCAGAGUAGCUGCGUCUCUCGUCACUCGCUCAGUGUAGCAUAUACUGUAUGUCAAGAACACCCAGUGCCCCUUCACACACAUCCUUCAUGUCGUCUUUGCAUGUGUAUGCGUGUGACUGCUCGAGUUUCUAUUUUCACCGAUUUCACAAAUCUUCAGCUGACGAUGAGAUCCAUUUUCUGAGUGUACAGCGCCCCCGCCAUCUUCCUCAUUAAUCGCAUCAAAAUUUCACCGAAAAGCCAAGCCUAGUAUGAGGUUUGUGCCUCAAAGAGGCUACAGAAUCAGCAAAUAUGCAAUUAUUUAUUUUUUUAAUCGAUUCUGAUAUAUACGUUUAAAAAACAAAAACAAAAAAAAACACCUAUGGGAAGUGUUCUUAACCACUGAUAAGAUGUUCCAAAAGACAUCACUGUACAACAACAAAGUGUGUCAAACAAACCUGCUGUUAGUUUCAUUCCCUUCAUAUUAUUUCCAACUAUUUUUGUUUUAUCACCGUGCAAAAAUUUUCGCCGUGUAAAAAUGAACAAUUAAAAGCGUAUGACAUCCGAACAGGUAUUUAAGAGAGAUGAAAAAAAAAAGACACAUGUAACACACAAGCUGUUUUAGUUGCUGUUGAACUGCAGCAGAAUAUGACAAUCUUAUUUAGUUUCUUUGAAUCUGGCGUCCUUUUCUUAGCUGUCACUUGAAUAACACUCUCCUUACAUUGAGCGGAUUUGGUAGGAAUGUGAUUGAAUGGCUGUGAGAGGCCGUGAGAGUCUUCGAAAGUCGGAGAGGAAAAGCACGUCACGUUCUUGUAAAAUGCCUUGCUCGUAUGCUCAGCCCCCUCGGUCACUUGACUCAGAAAUUUUGCACCACUCUUCUGUAGGUAACAAACUGUAAAUACAUUCAUGUUUGUACUGUAUAUGGAUCCUGGGUUGUUACACUAGCCUUAUUCACCUUUUUUAGGAAAUUAAAAAAAAGUUCAGAAAAAAAAAGAAUUACACUUCGGUAAAACAGAGCAUACUACUUUUUGGUAAAUAGAUUAUGUAAAUAUUGAUGAGAACACAAGAAAACAUUUUUAUAAACUCUUAAAGUAAAAGGUUUUGUAUAAAAUUUGAAUUUUUUGCUAUGUAUUUUAGCUAGCGCUCAAUGGAAAGUGUCCUCCCCACUCCCUUCCCUUUUGCACUGUUUCCAUAGUAAUUUGGUUUGGGAAAAAAAAAAAUGAGCAAAAAUUUGCCAAACUGACUGCUGCAUAUUUGUGCCAUAAGUGUGUACCAUAAAUAUUUAUUGAAUUAGGUUUUUUUUUCCUUUUUUUUUUUCUUCAGUCCAGUUUGUCAGUAACACAGUAUUAUAUUUGAAUAGCUUUUUCUUUUUUUCAGCCUUGGUUUUCUGUUGUCCUGUCAUGGUUACUGAGUGGCUGUACCCCUUUUCUCCUUUCUUGUCAAGAAUGAGUUGAGCAAGUUGUGAAAAAUGGUUUUCAUGUUUAAAAUCUGAAGAAAAAAAAAAUCAAAGUGAGGAUAUAUGACACAUUCCACCAGUCUGUUACACAAUGCAAACUUUUUCAAUAAAAAAAAAAAAAAGUUUUUUUUUCCUAUG
Molecule: messenger RNA, 5036 nt
Organism: Hippocampus comes (tiger tail seahorse)
Lineage: Eukaryota; Metazoa; Chordata; Actinopteri; Syngnathiformes; Syngnathidae
Product: ephrin-B2a-like
Exons: 5
Coding region: 692-1699 (335 amino acids)
Biological process (GO): ephrin receptor signaling pathway; axon guidance; blood vessel morphogenesis
Cellular component (GO): plasma membrane
Molecular function (GO): ephrin receptor binding
Source: RefSeq, a predicted model, not a curated record